This is a messenger RNA of Aspergillus pseudonomiae, 2196 nucleotides long. Its product is annotated as CFEM domain-containing protein. Bases 547 to 1839 code for a protein of 430 amino acids. The transcript has 8 exons. NCBI's taxonomy places the organism in Eukaryota, Fungi, Ascomycota, Eurotiomycetes, Eurotiales, Aspergillaceae. The record is from RefSeq and is a predicted model, not a curated record.
GCGAGAUCCUCUUGCAGGAGAGGAAGGCUUUCUACGAUACGAGUUGACCGACCCACCGGAAUUCUUGGGCCGGCACUCGCACUAGAUGUCAAAACCGUACAUGUACACUGCCGAUCUAAUGUUUCGGGAAAUUGGCCACGAUCCCCGUCGACCUUCGGACUCGCGAAUCAUAGCAGGAUCUGAUUUGAACUACCGUUGCGGUCCAGUACCGGACCGUACCCCGAAUACCAAGAGUCCCCGACUGGGUGAAAAGUUGAGAGCCCCUCGGCAGGUCUCCUGUCUGGCUUGGACGCUAGAUGACGAUCUGCUCACCUAGUCAUCUUUGGCUCUUGUGAACGGGUCGGAGGAUCAAUUAGGGUAAUUUUUGCUGAGGAUCAUUGCACAUGCCGGGUGGACCACUGCAUCAAAGCUUUCCAACUGGGACGUCGUUCGCGGCUCCAUAUUAGACAGCGGUUCCCCUCCACCAGGCGUUCUGUAGAGAAUGAACUUGAUCCCACUCUACUUGGUCACCGCCCCUACGCUUCCUGGGGAUUCAUAUCACUUAGAAUGCUUCUGCAUCGGAUACUGGUUCUGGCCUCAGUGACGCUGGCAGCCGGGGCUGUGGCUGCAAGUACUGAAUCAGAAGACACAUUACCCCAGUGCGCGGUAACCUGCCAGAGUCAAUUAAUCGCCGAUAAUUCAACAUCAUGCGCAUCUACCGACACAUCAUGCCUUUGUGGCGACGAUGCAUUUCAGAACGACAUGGUCACUUGUGUUUCCGCCAGUUGUACUCCAAAACAAACUCUCCUCACCACACGACUCAGUAAUCGCCAAUGCGGCAUACCUCCGCAUAAAGGACGUCCGGAACUAGACUCGGCCACACUCGUUCCUCUGAUUUUUUCCACUCUCCUUUUCGCCAACCGAAUUGCUGCGAAAUUCAUGGGCCUCGGUGGUGGAUGGGGUCCAGACGAUUACACUAUUAUCGUGGCAUAUGGACUGGCAGUAGCUAUAUUCGGCGUCAAUGCAUCGAUGAUCCAUUAUGGCUUUGGGCAGAAUAUGUGGGACAUAACUCCACUAGACAACAUCACCAUAGUGCUCAAGUACUUCUUCGCCUUUGUCAUAUUGUAUAAGACACAAAUUUCCCUGGCAAAGAUCUCCGUGUGCCUGUUCUUAUUGAGAAUCUUCCAGUCGAAAUUAUUUCGCUUUGGAGCGUUCACGAUCAUCGCAUUGAAUGCUGCGAUCGGAAUCACCUGGGUGUUGACUGACUCCUUGCGGUGUAUUCCAGUUCAUCUGUCCUGGGAUCAAUGGGCGACCGGCGAGCAAGGGACGUGUGUCAACUUCAUCGCGGUUACGUUCGUCAACGCCUAUGUUAAUAUCGGAGUGGAUACGGUCAUGGUGCUCAUGCCAGUCUACGAGGUUUUCAAACUGAACUUGUCCGCGCGCAAAAAGGCCGGUGUCAGCGUUAUGUUUGCAAUGGGUCUUGUCCUCACCGGCGUUGCAAUUGCCCGUGUGAUUGUCUUCUGGUUCAACCGCUGGAAUACAAACCCUACUGUCCAACUUCAACCGAUCGUGCACUGGUCGGUCAUCGAAGUCCACAUCGCCGUGAUGUGUGCCUGUCUCCCAACCUUCCGAGCGAUGCUGGUCCAUAUUUUCCCAAAAGUGCUUGGCAACAGCAGUGACCAGUCCUACUACGAACAGAGAAACACGCCCAGCAAGCCGCCCACAUUCGGCUCCAACCAAGCGCUCAGUAAAAGUCACAUUAACAAAACGGUCUCCUACUCGGUUGACUACGGGGCGAAUAAGAGGCCCCAGAGACACAGCUUCGUGCCGCUGGUCGAACUGGAUCCACACGACCAUUGACUUUGGGCGGGGAAUUCGGUCUCAGCCGAGAUUACUCGGGAGUUGUGUUCUUGCUUUCGUCGUACAUUUCUUAACUUUCCUUUGUUCAAUACCAUCUAUUCAUGUAUUUAUUAUAAUAUGGGGCGUCCCACUCUAUAUGAACGAGCUCAUGCCAAAAUAUCCCAACGAAAAAUACAAUUUUAUGCUGUGUUUCCGGCUAAAUGCGAACAGCCCUAUGCUGGACCCUAGAAAGUACAACAGUGAACCAUGGUACCUGAUGUCCAGGCCUCUGUUUCAGAUCCAUUAGAAUUCGAGCCUGACGUGUACCACACCACCUAUCAGGAGCUGACAUGGAUAUCUACCUUCCAGAAGUAACUC